Molecule: messenger RNA, 1106 nt
Organism: Phialemonium atrogriseum
Lineage: Eukaryota; Fungi; Ascomycota; Sordariomycetes; Cephalothecales; Cephalothecaceae
Exons: 1
Coding region: 375-656 (93 amino acids)
Source: RefSeq, a predicted model, not a curated record
CGACGGGCCACUUCACGCAGCUGGUGUGGAAGAACACGUCGGCCGUCGGAUGCGGGAGGAGGCUGUGUGGCGCCAAGGGGUGGUACCUCGCCUGCGAGUACUGGCCGCGCGGGAACGUGGUUGGCGAGUUUGGGGAGGAGGUCGGGAAGCAGGUUAAUGGGACGGGGAGCGCAGGGGUGAGGCCUGCGGUCGGGGUUUGUGUUUUGUGGGUUGGGUUGGUUGUGCUGGGGACGGGGGGUUUCUUGUGGUGAAUGGGGAUGGAGGAACAGCACUGCUAAGCGGAUCGAGACAUCCGGCAUCUCUACACCUGCAAGGCAUCAACUCCAAGUGGCUCGAGGGUAAAGAGGGGCUGGAGGUGUGUUGUGGGGACCAAGAUGGGCAAUUUCAGGUUCAACACUGAGCAGAGAUGUCCCUCCGAGUUUGCAAUUCCGAACCUCCGCUUCCACCUGACCACUUGUUACUGCAUUGUGCAGCAUUUGUGGGUGGAGAUUGGGGCUAUGAAAUUCCUGAGGAUGUGUUUGAGAAGCUGUAGAGGAACAGUGAUUACUGUAUACAGCGCUGUUGACAAUGGGAAUUAUCGAGCGAAACGCAUAUGUGGCGCCAACUCCAUGUGUCGCAAUAUUCUAAUAGACUACAAAACACAGCCUCGACACUAAAGGUGGGCUCUCUCAGGCGUAUACUAAUGCUAAGGGUUGAUGGCAUGCAGGUAAAUCAUAACUUCUCUUACAAUCAGACUGGUGAAGUGAAGGGAGCAGUUUGGUGGUGACGGACUAGUAAGGGGGACACACUGGAGUGAGGGUUCUCAGUUCUGGAGAGCCUAUAUGGGCCUCACAGAGAUUCAGACUGGCCAAAGACCUUCAAGAUCUCAAGUCCGGAGCGUGGGUCAGAACGAGCUGGCAGCUCAUUCUAGCAAGUUCCUGGGGCAGUAACCGGAAUAUGCCCUUCCGUUUAAAAGGUUGGCUAACAAAGGACCGCUCAUGGCGAAUGCAUAAAUACAAUCUAACUAUCAACAGCCACCAGGGCAUCAAUCAUUUGACAAGUCAGAUUUCCCAGAAGUCUUAGCGAUUUGGCUUUUGUGAGCAAAAGAAGACCUUCUGAUUCAUCGC